CUCCACUUUAGGUUCAACAUUCACACAGAGAAAGAGAGGAUACUCAUAAAAGUAAGCAGCAGUAAUGCCUUCUAAUUCUGGAGAUGAUAAUGUUCUUCAAGUUCUCUUCAAGAACUUCGAUGUUCUUGCACUCCCAUUGGUUGCUCUUGUCUACCCUCUAUAUGCAUCAGUGAAAGCCAUAGAGACAAAAUCAUUGGUAGAAGACGAGCAAUGGCUCACUUACUGGGUUCUCUACGCAAUCAUCUCCCUCUUCGAACUCAUUUUCUCCAAAGUUCUUGAAUGGUUUCCGAUAUGGCCCUUCUUGAAGCUGAUAGGGAUAUGCUGGCUAGUGCUACCACAGUUUAAUGGAGCAGAACAUGUCUACAGACAUUUUAUCAGGCCAUUCUACAUGAAUCCUCAAAGAGCUUCCACCAAUAUUUGGUAUGUUCCUCAGAAGAAAUUAAAUUUCUUCCCCAAACGCGACGAUGAUGACAUUCUCACUGCUGCUGAGAAAUACAUGGAGAAACACGGCACUGAUGCAUUUGAGCGAAUGAUCGUCAGGAAGGAUAGUUAUGAAAGAGGGAGGAGAGGAGGAGGAGGAAGCAAUGAUUACAUGAUCUUUGAUGACGAUUAUAGGUACUAAGUUUACCAUGUUUGUCAUUGUCAUCGUGAACCUGUUUGGCUACAUUCAGUUUGUAAGCUAGAUUUGUGCCUAUUGUGACUUAUCUAUGGCUUUUAUAAUUGCCAGGUUUAUGUAUAAGUAUCAUCCUUAUGUAGUAAUGACAUGUAUAAGUAUCAUCCUUAUGUAGUAAUGACAUGU
This is a messenger RNA of Eruca vesicaria subsp. sativa (arugula), 799 nucleotides long. The record is from the annotation of a GenBank genome assembly. Lineage: Eukaryota; Viridiplantae; Streptophyta; Magnoliopsida; Brassicales; Brassicaceae.